UUUAAUAUUAACCCGGCGGGGCUGUGACUCCGCUUAUUCUGCUCCCGUUGCAUUUCCUCCGCAGCCAGGGCUGUACAGCAUGGCGCACAGCAAAACCAGCAUACUGCAGGGCCUGCUCCUUUCCAGCCUCCUGCACCUCACCUUGAGCCACGAUGGAGUUUUCCUGGAAAAGGGGCAGGCACUGUCAUUGCUCAAGCGCCCACGACGUGCCAACAAGGGAUUUCUCGAAGAGAUGCUUAAAGGAAACCUGGAGCGAGAGUGCCUGGAGGAGAUAUGCAGUUACGAGGAGGCCUUCGAAGCCCUCGAAUCCACCGUUGACACGAAUGUAUUUUGGCCAAAAUACCAGGCAUGUCAGGGCAUGAGAAAGACCAGGACGGCUUUGGAUGCUUGUUUAGAAGGUAACUGCUCUGCUGGUCUUGGCCAGAACUAUCAGGGGACAAUUAGUUACACCAAAUCCGGGAUUGAAUGUCAAGUGUGGACAAGCAAAUACCCACAUAUCCCUAAGUUUAAUGCCACCAUCUAUCCCAACCUCAUUGAGAACUACUGCAGGAACCCAGACAACAACUCCGAAGGCCCGUGGUGCUACACCCGAGACCCAACGGUGGAACGGGAGGAAUGUCCCAUUCCAGUGUGCGGUCAAGACAGGACAACAGUUGAAUUUACUCCACGGGUCACAACAACAGCUCCAGUGCAGGCCUGUGAACCGGAGAGAGGCAUGCUUUAUACAGGGACCCUCUCAGUCACUGUGUCUGGGGCAAAAUGCCUGCCGUGGAACUCAGAGAAGGCCAAGGCAUUGCUCCAAAAUAAAGACAUCACCCCAGAGGUGAAGCUGCUGGAGAAUUACUGUCGGAACCCUGAUGCAGAUGAAGAGGGUGUCUGGUGUGUAACAGAUGAACCACCCUACUUCGAAUAUUGUGACCUGAACUACUGCGACAGCUUGCUAGAGGAUGAGUAUGAACAGCAGGAGGAAAGAGGAGGACGCACCCUCCUUCCUCAAGAGUUCCAAACCUUCUUUGAUGAUGCAACUUUUGGUACAGGCGAAGCAGAUUGUGGCACUCGUCCUUUAUUUGAGAAGAAAAAGUUAACGGACAAAAGUGAGAAGGAGCUGUUGGAGUCCUAUAUAGGAGGCAGAGUUGUGCACGGGGAUGAUGCAGAACUGGGAAGUUCCCCCUGGCAGGUGAUGCUCUACAAAAAGAGCCCUCAAGAGCUCCUGUGUGGUGCCAGCCUCAUCAGUAGUAACUGGGUCUUGACUGCUGCUCAUUGUCUUUUUUAUCCACCCUGGGACAAGAACUUAACUACAGAUGACAUCUUGGUGCGGAUUGGCAAACAUUUCAGGGCAAAAUAUGAAAAGAACAAAGAGAAAAUUGCUCUGUUGGAUAAGAUCAUCCUCCAUCCCAAGUACAACUGGAAAGAGAACAUGGACCGAGACAUUGCCCUUCUGCACCUGAAGAGACCCAUCGCCUUCAGUGACUACAUCCACCCUGUCUGCCUGCCUACCAAAGAGGUUGUGCAAAGGCUGAUGCUGGCAGGUUAUAAAGGGCGGGUAACUGGCUGGGGGAAUCUGAAAGAAACAUGGGUCACUAGCCCAAACAACCUCCCCACAGUCCUGCAACAGCUCAACAUACCCAUUGUAGACCAAGAUACCUGCAAGGCGUCCACCAGAGUUAAAGUCACUGACAACAUGUUCUGUGCAGGUUACAGUCCUGAAGACUCAAAGAGAGGAGAUGCCUGUGAAGGGGACAGUGGGGGACCUUUUGUAAUGAAGAACCCGGAUGACAACCGCUGGUAUCAAGUGGGGAUAGUCUCAUGGGGAGAAGGCUGUGACCGAGAUGGCAAAUACGGAUUUUAUACCCAUGUAUUCCGCCUGAAGAAGUGGAUGCGAAAAGCCAUCGAAAAACACAGGGGAUAGAAGAAGCGUUUCCCUUGCUUGUUCUCAGUUUUGCUACAGUAUUCCAGUUCUUGAAAACAUAAGCAUUGAAGAUCUUGAAGUGAAAGUUACGUGCCUACAACUUGA
Anas platyrhynchos (mallard) is the source of this 2014-nucleotide messenger RNA. RefSeq names its product coagulation factor II, thrombin (gene F2). Gene Ontology annotation, cellular component: extracellular region. Lineage: Eukaryota; Metazoa; Chordata; Aves; Anseriformes; Anatidae. The record is from RefSeq and is a predicted model, not a curated record. Gene Ontology annotation, biological process: proteolysis; blood coagulation; positive regulation of blood coagulation. Gene Ontology annotation, molecular function: calcium ion binding; serine-type endopeptidase activity.